Molecule: messenger RNA, 1194 nt
Organism: Neltuma alba
Lineage: Eukaryota; Viridiplantae; Streptophyta; Magnoliopsida; Fabales; Fabaceae
Exons: 3
Coding region: 40-957 (305 amino acids)
Source: RefSeq, a predicted model, not a curated record
ACGAGAGCAAUCUCCGAGGAAUUUCUUGAAGAAUCAAGAAUGGCACUUAAUAUUCAAGAGCCUAGUGAUUUUCAGAUUCCUGACGAGUCACCCCAAGAAGAUCUCACUGAGCCCGCCAACAGGUUCUCGAUGCUCCAACUUAAUAACAACAAUCCUUCACCCUCCUCCGCUGUCGCCGCCGGUGGAUGUGGCCACCUCCUCCAUCAUCCUCCAUGCAUUAACUGCGGCUGUCAGGGCUUCAAUCCCAUGAAGCGUCGAUCACCGGAGUCCAAGUUGGAAUCCUCGCGUCCCAAGAAGCCUUCUUGCGAGCAAGAAGACCAGACGCAAGCCGGUGGAUACUCGGCCGUUCCGCUCCCUCUCAGUCUCGAGAACCUCGCUGCCAUUCAGAACAAAAGAUCCGCUCUCCCUGUUUUUCGCCGAUGCUUUUCCGAUCCUUACACUGCGCCUUCGGCCGCCGGCACUGGAGCUCCGUCGACUCCGACUCCUUCGCCAGAGAAUACUCCCUUGGCCUCCCGUUUGCCUCCCAGGCCUCCGAGUCUGAAGCGUUGCGUAUCGGAUCCCAGUUCUUCUCCUGCUAAAACGACUCGUCAGGAUUCUAGUUUGGAGGAUAUGGGAAUGGGAGCGGAUUUGAUCAAGGAAGAGAAUUCGAAUUUAAUGAGAAUGAGAAGAAUGAAAGAUCGGUUGAGAGAGAUGAAGAAAUGGUGGGAUGAGGUUAUGCAGGAGGGGGAAGGGGAGCAAGUCGAUGAGGGCGAUAGAGCCGUGUCUGUCUCUCAAGUUGACGAAGGUGAUAAAGCCGUGUCUGUCUCUCAGGAUGAUUCUGGAACCGAAGAUGGUACAGAAGAAAUUGUGAGUGUAGAGUGGGUUGAGAAGAGCCUGUGCAUCAAUUUCAAAUGUCCUUGUGGUAAGGGAUACCAGAUCCUUCUCUCAGGCAACAAAUGUUUCUACAAGCUUGUGUAAUAGAGAGUUUCAUAUUUGUUCAUAGGAUUUUUUUUUUUGGUCUUUGGCCAGUGUUCAUAUAUAGUAUCAUACAGCUUUCCAUCCCUUUCCACUGACACUGUCAGGGAAUUGAAUGAGACAACUCUGUUCAAAGUUGUGUAAAAUAACAUGGGUGUUGUAUCGAUGGUAUUUUGACUUGUACAGUGGAUAAUUCAAAUGAGGUGAAUAAUGAUGAUAGUUCUUAUUUGGUUGCCAAAA